Molecule: messenger RNA, 393 nt
Organism: Penicillium canescens
Lineage: Eukaryota; Fungi; Ascomycota; Eurotiomycetes; Eurotiales; Aspergillaceae
Product: putative extracellular serine-rich protein
Exons: 1
Coding region: 1-393 (130 amino acids)
Source: RefSeq, a predicted model, not a curated record
AUGCACUUCACCAAGGCUCUUGUUUUCCUCUCGGCCAUUGCGCCUGUCGCUUUCGCGGCUGAAGCUGCCUCAGCUCCUGCUAGCACUAAGACUCUCACCCUGGUGCCCUCUGGGUACACUCCUCCUCCGUCAUCCACCCCGACUCCAACUUCGACUCCGACCCUUUCGUCGACCUGGACCCCGAUCAUGUCCACUAGCACUCCCGUCCCCUCGAGCGCUGCCUCUCUCACCCGGAUCCCUAGCUCCUCCACUCCGUUGGUCAAGGCCACUGGUGUGGUCUCCGGCUCCGCCACCCCGGCCCCUUCCACUCCGGUCAGCGGUGCGACCUCGCUCCAGUUCUCUGGUGCCAUGGCCGCCGGUGCCGCCGCCAUCGCCGGUCUUCUUCUGGUUUAA